Cannabis sativa is the source of this 3312-nucleotide messenger RNA. RefSeq lists its product as uncharacterized. Lineage: Eukaryota; Viridiplantae; Streptophyta; Magnoliopsida; Rosales; Cannabaceae. The record is from RefSeq and is a predicted model, not a curated record. The transcript is spliced from 20 exons. The coding region runs from base 276 to 3059 and encodes 927 amino acids.
CCUGUCUCUCUUCUCCCAUCCCAAACCCAAACCAGAAAAGAGAGAGAGAGAAAGAAAGAGUUGAAUCUCUCGUUCACCAUUUUCCUUUUCAUUUCCCCAAACUCAAACCCUAAACCACAUCCAAUCCAAUCAAAUCCAAUCCAGAUCUGUAGUUCAUAUACCCAAUCAUCUCAUCAGCUGAUUAAUGGUGGCAAGGAUUCGAUCUUCAACGAAUUUUGGGAUUCUUUAUUAUUAUUAUUGUUAGGAUAUAUAUAUAUGUAUAUUCCUUAUGAAAAAUGGAGGAAGUAGAUGUAGAAGAAGUGGAAACUGAACAAGAUUCAUCACCACCACCACCUCCGCCUCCGCCGCCACCACUGCCUCCUCCUCUACCUCCAUCUUGUUUGCUUGCGAUUACAGAUGGGAACGCCCACGAGGACCACGUCUCUAAAUUGGAACUGAAGCGUCACCGAGAAUGUCUUCUUGAAGAACAAGAUCCCGAAUCGGAUCAAUUUCCAUACAAGAAACAAGCCAAAGAGGUUUCCAAUGACGAUAUACGUUCCGAGGUCACUAAUCCAAUCAUCGCUUCCAAUCAUUCUAUGUUUCAUGAUAUAACUAGCCAACCAGCUCUGUUGCCAGCUGAUAAUAAUGAUAAUGAUGCUGCUCUUGCUGUUGAGUGCGGCGAAAUCACUUCCACCUGUUCGGGGAAUUCCAUUUCUGAGGAGACAUUGAGCGAAGAGCCUUGCGCCAGCGGUGGUAGCCGUAGUGGCAGUGGCGGCGAAACUUGUGGGAAUGAAAAUGAUGUUAUUACUACAUCUCGUAUUGUAUUGGAGAUUCCUGAGCAUGCUGCUUUGUCUGGAAUUCGAAAAAUCACAUUUACUCUGAAUAAAAGGAAGGACUCUUGUUUAUUGACUCCACAACACCACCAACGAACCAGUGGCUUAGAUACAGUAUCAUCUUCGUAUGAGAUGCCUGAAUGUUCUGAACGCAGAGGCUAUGCUGACACUAGCAAUGCUCAGUUAUGCGCUCCUAAUUUGGAAUUGAAAAUGUCUAAGAAGGUACUGCCAAGCAGCUACCCUACAAAUGUGAAAAAACUAUUAUCAACUGGUAUUCUUGAUGGUGCGAGGGUCAAGUAUAUAUCGAGCUCCUCUGAGAAACAGCUAGAGGGGACUAUAAGUGGUGGUGGGUAUUUGUGUGGUUGCUCGUUCUGCCGCUUCACAAGUGUUCUCAGUGCGUACGAGUUUGAGCAGCAUGCUGGUGUCAAGACUCGACAUCCUAAUAAUCACAUCUAUUUGGAUAAUGGGAGACCUAUUUAUAGCAUCAUACAAGAAUUGAAGACUGCACCGGUUGGCCUGCUUGGUGAAGUCAUCAAAGACUUGGCUGGUUCAUCUGUCAAUGAGGAGUAUUUCAACAUCUGGAAAGCAACUCUGCAACAAAAUGAUGGAAAUGCUAAAGUGUCUAAAAGGCAUCAAAUGAAUAUUCCCAGAUUGCCACAUUCACUUGUAGGGUCCUCUGUUCCAGCAUUAGAUGAAAGUGUUAGCCCUGCCUCAUUUUCCUUUCCACAUGGCAACUCUAAAUGGCCUAUUUAUGGAGGAACAGUAGAACACCAGAAACGCAUAAUGAAUAAAUCAAGCUCUUAUGUUCCUAAGUCAGCAAUGCAACAUAAGAAAACUACUGAAGGAGGCACUAGGAGAAGGGAUAACGAUCUUCACCGCUUACUCUUUAUGCCAAAUGGACUUCCUGAUGGUGCCGAGUUGGCAUACUAUGUGAAGGGACAGAGGAUGCUUGGUGGCUACAAGCAGGGAAAUGGUAUAUUCUGCAAUUGCUGCAAUAGAGAGGUUAGCCCUUCCCAAUUUGAAGCUCAUGCCGGAAUGGCUGCUAGGCGUCAACCUUACCGUCACAUUUAUACGUCCAACGGAUUGACACUGCAUGAUAUAGCAAUUUCAUUGGCUAGUGGGCAAAGCCUUACAACUGGUGAUAGCGAUGACAUGUGUGCGGUUUGUGGAGAUGGCGGUGAUCUAAUACUUUGUCACGGAUGCCCUCGGGCUUUCCAUGAAGCUUGUUUGGACUCAACACUGGUUCCACAAGGUGAUUGGUAUUGUCUAAGUUGUAAAGACAAGUGUGAUCCUGGUAGAAAGACGGCUGCUGGAGAACCGUCCAGCAUUUCAAGACCCAUUGUAAUUAGGUUGACACGAGUUGUUAAGGCUCCUGAAAUUCAAAUUGGUGGCUGUGUUGUUUGCAGGGCCCACGAUUUCAGUUCAGCUAAAUUUGAUGAGCGAACAGUUAUGUUGUGCGACCAAUGCGAGAAGGAAUUUCACGUUGGCUGCUUGCGUAGCAGUGGACUUUGCGAUUUAAAAGAACUCCCAAAGGACAAGUGGUUUUGUUGUGAUGACUGCAGUAGGAUUCAUAUAGCUCUACAAAAUUUGGUAUCACUCGGACCGAAGACUGUUCCAGCUUCAUUAUCACAUGUCAUAUUUAAGAAGCAUGCAGAUAAAGGAUUGUUUAUUGAUGGAGCAGAGGAUGAUAUUCAAUGGCGAAUUCUAAGUGGAAAAAGCCGAUAUCCAGAACAUCUGCCAUUUCUCUCAAGGUCUGCUGCUAUUUUCCGGGAGUGUUUUGAUCCUAUUGUAGCAAGAUCUGGUCGUGAUUUGAUUCCUGUUAUGGUGUAUGGAAGAAACAUUUCUGGUCAAGAGUUUGGAGGAAUGUACUGUGUGGUCUUAACCGUGAGGUCUGUUGUUGUAUCAGCUGGUCUUCUUAGGAUUUUUGGUCGCGAGGUAGCCGAGCUUCCCAUUGUGGCGACAAGUAGAGAACACCAAGGGAAAGGGUAUUUCCAAGUAUUAUUUUCGUGUAUAGAGAAGUUGUUGAAUUCCCUGAAUGUCAAAAACAUUGUGCUUCCUGCGGCUGAGGAAGCCGAGUCAAUAUGGACAAACAAGUUUGGAUUCACUAAGAUGACUGAUGAUCGAGUGUCAAAGUAUAUGAGAGAGGUGCAAUUUACUAUUUUCAAGGGGACAUCCAUGUUGGAAAAGGCAUUGCACCAGCACCAGCACCAGCACCAGCACCAGCACCAGCACCAGAAUAGCUUAUAGCUUUAUAGCUUAGCUUAUUAUUAUUAUUGUUAUUUUAUUUUUUUAAAGUUAUUCUAUUUUGUUUUGUGAAACUAUUUCAUUUCCUGUAAUAUGGGUUUCUUUCUUUAGAGGAUAGAGUGAGUGAGUGCAUCUGAGUUGGGUUGGUGGGAAAGAGAGGAAGAGAGAUGUAUUGUAUAAAAAAAAAUGAAGAGGAGAUGAGAGCAGUGCAUGCUGACUUUUUAUAAUGCAUGCAUUACCCGUACUGUUUUUUUAA